This is a messenger RNA of Mesorhabditis belari, 294 nucleotides long. Lineage: Eukaryota; Metazoa; Nematoda; Chromadorea; Rhabditida; Rhabditidae. The record is from the annotation of a GenBank genome assembly.
AUGCCAAUCCUUCAGCCUCCACCUCUCCCAAUUCUUCGCGAUUCUCUUUCCUAUUCUCGAUGGUCGAUUUGUGAUCGAAAUUCUUUUCUUCGCCUUUGCCGAUAUCGACCCGGAACUUUUGAUGAAGUCGCUGACGCUCAAAGGAUACAGCAUGAACAAGACAAGAAAAAAGUUCAAAUCAUCAGAGAUCCGGUUUCGAGCGAAAAUCAAAACGAAAUGUUAAACGAGAAUUUCCUCGAAACAACCUCACCACCUUUCUUGGAUCAAUCGAACAAGUUUCUCGUGAACAAUUUU